AUGUCAAAACAAAAACAAGAAUUGUCUGCAGAAGAAGAGACUGAUGAAGAAUUUAUUACUAGAAUCACUCAACCACGCGUAUGGACUACUUUAAAUGACACUUUUGCAAUUCAAUCAAUUCCGGAAGAUAGAUUAGAAGACGUUAUAGAUUUAUUUACACAUUAUUAUGUACACGAAGAACAACUUUGUAUCGGUAAUGGGUUGACUCACGAUCAAGAAUCUGUUGACCAGUUUAUUGAGCUGGUCAAACAUUGGAUUUCAGACACGUUGUCUACGAUAGUAAUAGAGAAAAGUUCUGGAAAAAUUGUAGGUGUUGUUGUAUGUAGAGUUUGCUUAGUGGAAGAUCAUUCACUCAACUUCAGUCGUUUGAGGCUAUAUGAUGGUAAAAUAUGGAAUGAAAUACACAAUUUUAAUAAUUACUUGAAUCAAAAAGUCAAUAUUUACAAUUUAUACGGAACUGAUGCGUUCUGCCGGAUUUAUGCAUGGUUUGUUUUGCCACCCUACAGACACCGAGGAUUAGGGACAAAACUGUUGGAAUCCGUGAUUGCUAAACGAGUACCUGAAAUGAUGCAUUUUGGUUGUAAAGUGGUGUCGGGUAUUUUUACUGGUAAAACAAGUCAACGUAUAGCCGAAUCUUUGGGAUUGAAAACAUUAUAUGAAGCUAACCACAUGGAAUGGGCUACACAAAACAACGUCCAAUUAAACUAUAAUGAAUUACUAGCCGAAAACGCAUUAGUUAAAGUGAUGGCCAUGGAAAUAAUUUAG
Molecule: messenger RNA, 765 nt
Organism: Adelges cooleyi (spruce gall adelgid)
Lineage: Eukaryota; Metazoa; Arthropoda; Insecta; Hemiptera; Adelgidae
Exons: 4
Coding region: 1-765 (254 amino acids)
Molecular function (GO): N-acetyltransferase activity
Source: RefSeq, a predicted model, not a curated record